Messenger RNA from Naegleria lovaniensis, 900 nucleotides. RefSeq lists its product as uncharacterized. NCBI's taxonomy places the organism in Eukaryota, Heterolobosea, Eutetramitea, Acrasida, Naegleriidae. The transcript has a single exon. The record is from RefSeq and is a predicted model, not a curated record. The coding region runs from base 1 to 900 and encodes 299 amino acids.
AUGGUUUUGAAUCUAAUUCGAGAAGCCAUUCAACUCAUUCAUGAGAGUGAUAAACAAGAACUUUCAGAUAAGCUGACAUUAACAGGGUUCUAUAAGUAUUUCCUUUUGUCUUCAAAGACAAAGAAAAUUCCAAUGUGCACUGAUUGUCAGACGUAUCAAAAAAAUCCAGACCAAAAAUCCUGUCCUAAAUGUGGGAAAUUAUGGAAAGAUAUCAAAACUCAUUGCUUUUUACGCCCAUUAAAAUUCCAAUUCGAGGAAAGGAUAUUCAGAGAGCCACAAUUUUUGGAUCAAUUUAAACUUGAUAAUCGUGAUCCCCAACUUAUCCAAGAUCGCUGUGACGGAGACAUCUACAAAAACAUUCACAAAAAAUUCGUAGAUGAAGGAGGAAAAACUAUGACGUUAUUUGGUGACGGUGUUGCUCCGUUUAAAUCUAGUCAGCAAAGCUUUUACGAAUUCUCUAUCACAUUCAAUAAGAUGAAACCAAAUGUAAGAAAGAAGCGCAAGAAUAACUUUUUGUGGCUACUAUUUCCUAACAAACCAUCUCAAGAAGAAAUCAAUUUGUGUUUGAAAAUCAUGAUGGAUGAUUUGAAUGUGUUCAAUGAUCAAUUUAAACAAAUAUCAUUGAGAUUAGAAAGAGUAAUUGCUGACUUACCUGCAAGGUCUGAAAUUCUCUUAUUUCAAAAAUCAGGGUAUUAUUUUUGCCAUUUAUGCAAGAUUCGAGGGAAACCUGUUCAGUUAUCAGGAGAAACUACUCAAGUUAGAUAUCCACUUAGGAGAGACAUUUCUAGCAAUCAACGAAUUGUUUUUGGUUUGAGAGAUCGACAUUUUUGGAAUAAUGUUUCGGGAAAAGAGUUGUCAUGGGGUGUUCGUGGAUAUUCUCCAAUAUUAGACCAGAGUUGA